Molecule: messenger RNA, 619 nt
Organism: Nicotiana tabacum (common tobacco)
Lineage: Eukaryota; Viridiplantae; Streptophyta; Magnoliopsida; Solanales; Solanaceae
Source: RefSeq, a predicted model, not a curated record
CAGGUCAAAGUGAAUCAAAGACCCCUUAUGCAAAUCUGAGGAGAAGUCAUGGACUCGUAAACAUGUUUAGCUGGGGUAUUGUGAUACCAAUAGGGGCAAUGGUUGCAAGAUACUUGAGGCAAUAUGAUCCAAUAUGGUUUUACUCUCACACCACCAUUCAAUCACUUGGCUUUCUCCUUGGAUUUGCGGGUAUUAUCUGUGGUUUUAUUCUCGAAGAUCGUCUUAGUGUUGAUGUUGAUAGACACAAAGCCCUUGGCAUCUUCAUUCUCGUUCUUGGUUGCUUGCAGGUUAUUGCAUUUUUGGCUCGACCAGGCAAGGAAUCGAAAAUGAGAAAAUAUUGGAAUUGGUACCAUUACACACUGGGAAGGGUUCUGAUACUUUUGGCAGCAGUAAAUAUUUUCUAUGGAAUCUAUUUAGGAGAUGCAGGGACUGCUUGGAAUGUUGGUUUUGCUGUUACUCUAUUUAUUUUGUUCAUCACUGCUGCCAUUCUAGAGAUCAGAAUGUGGAUGACCACAAAAUAGAAAUCUUCUCUACAUCAUCCAUUCAUGUAUUAUGAGCAUUUUGCUUUAUAUUCUUCUUCAUAUUUCUUCCAAAUAUCAUAAAUUCUUUGAGGGUCUUA